AUGGGCGUUCUCUUCUCGAAAAUAUGGAGCUAUUUUCGUCCUGAGGGCACAAAACUAGUUAUUGUGGGCCUUGACAACGCGGGAAAAUCGACUAUACUGUACCAGUUUGUGCUAAACGAGGCCGUGCAGACCUCGCCGACCAUUGGCAGCAACGUUGAAGAAUUCAAGUGGAAAAAUUUGCACCUAGUUAUGUGGGAUCUGGGCGGCCAGGAAUCCCUGCGACCAACGUGGAGCACGUACUAUGCCGGGUCUGAGUUUGUCAUUCUAGUGAUUGACAGCACUGACCGUGAUCGGCUGCCAAUUUCAAAGUCUGAACUCUACAACAUACUGGCUUCAGAGGACCUGCGAAAGGCCAAGAUAUUAAUUUUUGCCAACAAACAGGACGUGAUCGGCUGCAUGUCGGUGGCUGAGGUUGGCCACAAGCUGAAUUUGACAUCCAUAAAGGACCACCCAUGGCAUAUACAAGCGUGCUGUGCCCUCACUGGCGAAGGGUAA
This is a messenger RNA of Dibothriocephalus latus, 495 nucleotides long. NCBI's taxonomy places the organism in Eukaryota, Metazoa, Platyhelminthes, Cestoda, Diphyllobothriidea, Diphyllobothriidae. The record is from the annotation of a GenBank genome assembly.